AUGGGUGAAGAACAAUUUGGUGUGCGUCAUGUUAUUGGUGCACCCAUCUCAACUACGAGACUUUCUGAGCAGGCCAUCGUAUGUAUGCCUCCACGAUCUGCCAAGUUCACCUUAGCAGAAUGGAAGCUAUCCAACGAUAUGCGAAGCCGAAAUACAGAAGACCAGCAGCAGCUAGCAGACCGAAUUUUAAAAGAAAGUGAAAGGAUUCGAGACGAAACAGGUGAACGCGCGUCCAUCAUGAAAGCAACGUCUGAUAGACGUAUAGAAGAACGCCUUGGUGAUGUAGAAUUCAAUAAAAAAGAACUACAGCUGCAGAGAAAAGAAAUAUGCCUCGAACUAGAAGCACUCGGUGUUUAUAAGACUCGUCUCCAAGACUGCCUUGCAUCACUUCAAUCAAAUGCUCUGACCAUUUGCCGUAAGUGUUUAAUGCUGCGUGAUGGCCGUAUUGGAAUCGAUUUGGUUGUUGAUGAGGUUGAGCAUGCUCUUCAACAGGAAAUAACUACGAUUCUAGGCGGUCAAAGUCUUUUGAAACGUGCUUUGGAACAAUUGAACGAACAAAUGAGGCGCCUUCGUGCUACCAGAUAUCUUCUAGACAGAGAUCUGCAAUACAAGCAAGCAGCUAUUGAUCUGGACAAAGGUUCUUUAUCUUUGAAGCCAACUGAUCUAUGCCUGUCUGUCUAUGAAGGCUACGCUAACUUGGAUCCAGCAAAUAUUUCUGCUGAUGAGUAUAACGCAUAUUCAGCUAAGAACGUGCAACAAGCUGCAAGAGAAGUAACCAGUGCUCGUCCAAUACGUGUAUUUAUUGACGUAUUACUAAAACAAGUGAUUGAUGAUCUUUGGUGUUCCUUUAACAAAUGCAAUCACGAGUUUAAUGAGCGCAUAGAAGAUACUAAGAGGACAAAGGCAAAACUGGAAGACAUGCAUAGAGAAACAACGCAGAAAAUAGCUGAUAUGAUGAAUAAUAUUCUUCAACUGCAGAAGGCGUUGUGUGACAAGGAAGGGAAUACAGCUUUGGCUCAUACAAGACUGGGGAGAAGAGCUCAGCGUAUAGGAGCUGAACUAGUCCGUGAUCCACCAGGACAAUCCUUGUACUACGAGUGUGAGAUGUUACGACAAAGCACUGAACAGCUCCAACAAAUGCUGCAUGAAGCGAACGCAUCCUUGCGCUAUUUAUUACAAACUCAGAUACAAUUAGAAGAAGAUAUAAAUGUUAAGAUGAAUACUUUAAAAAUCGAUGAAGUUGAUUGUAUGACGCUACGUACAACUAUGGAUUAUCAUGCCUAUUAA
Molecule: messenger RNA, 1287 nt
Organism: Pieris macdunnoughi
Lineage: Eukaryota; Metazoa; Arthropoda; Insecta; Lepidoptera; Pieridae
Source: the annotation of a GenBank genome assembly